Messenger RNA from Nematolebias whitei (Rio pearlfish), 3346 nucleotides. RefSeq names its product myosin IEa (gene myo1ea). Bases 73 to 3021 code for a protein of 982 amino acids. Gene Ontology annotation, biological process: vesicle transport along actin filament; actin filament organization. The transcript is spliced from 24 exons. Gene Ontology annotation, cellular component: plasma membrane; cytoplasm; vesicle. The record is from RefSeq and is a predicted model, not a curated record. Gene Ontology annotation, molecular function: ATP binding; microfilament motor activity; actin filament binding. NCBI's taxonomy places the organism in Eukaryota, Metazoa, Chordata, Actinopteri, Cyprinodontiformes, Rivulidae.
UUGUGGUGCGUCUACCUGCUGUGCAGUUUGUGUGUGUAAUAGAGUGAGGGUUUUAUUUAUACAUUUUUCUCCAUGCAGCACGUCAAAGACAUCAUCCUGCAGUCCAACCCGCUGCUAGAAGCCUUCGGAAACGCCAAGACUCUGAGGAACAACAACUCCAGCCGAUUUGGAAAGUACUUCGAGAUCCAGUUCAGUUCCGGUGGAGAGCCAGAUGGAGGGAAAAUUUCCAAUUUUCUCUUGGAGAAGUCUCGCGUCGUCACGAGGAAUCCUGGAGAAAGGAGUUUCCAUAUAUUCUAUCAAUUGAUAGAAGGAGCCAGCAGUGAGCAGAAGAGCAGCCUGGGAAUAACGAGCCUGGAUUACUACAGUUACCUCAAUCAGUCCGGUUCCUACAAAGUGGAGGACAUCAACGACAAGAGUGACUUCCAGGAGACCGUGCAUGCCAUGGGUGUGAUUGGCAUCUCGGCACAGGACCGCUCCAUGGUGCUUCAGAUUGUGGCUGGAGUCCUUCACCUGGGAAACAUCACGUUCAAGGAAUCGGGCAACUAUGCUGCUGUGGAGAGCGAAGAGUUUUUAGCUUUUCCUGCGUUUCUGCUCGGCAUUGACCAGAACCGUUUGAAAGAGAAGCUGACGAGCCGAAAGAUGGACAGCAAGUGGGGCAACGCUGUGGAGUCGAUUGACGUGACCCUGAACGUGGAGCAGGCGUGUUACACGCGAGACGCACUCUCCAAGGCUCUGCAUGCACGUGUGUUUGACUACCUGGUUGAGGCGAUCAACAGAGCCAUGGUGAAAGAUCAUCAGGAGUUGAACAUCGGCGUUUUGGAUAUUUAUGGAUUUGAAAUUUUCCAAAAAAACGGGUUUGAACAGUUCUGCAUCAACUUUGUGAACGAGAAGCUCCAGCAGAUCUUCAUUGAGCUCACUCUAAAAGCAGAGCAGGAGGAGUAUGUGCAGGAGGGCAUCAAGUGGACUCCUAUAGAUUAUUUCAACAACAAGAUCGUGUGCGAUCUCAUCGAGAGCAAGAGUCCCCCGGGCGUCAUGUGCAUCCUGGAUGACGUGUGCGCCACCAUGCAUGCGGUGGGCGAGGGAGCAGACCAGACCAUGCUGCAGAAGCUCCGCGUUGCGAUCAACACACACGAGCACUUUAACAGCUGGAACCAAGGCUUCAUUAUCCAUCACUACGCUGGCAAGGUGUCCUAUGAUGCCGACGGGUUCUGUGAGAGGAACCGAGACGUCCUCUUCACUGACCUCAUCGAGCUGAUGCAGAGCAGUGAAAUUGCCUUCAUCAGAGCUCUGUUUCCAGAAAACCUCAAUGCUGAGAAGAAGGGCCGACCCACCACCGCAGGCAGCAAAAUAAAGAAACAAGCCAACGACCUGGUGAGCACGUUAAUGAAAUGUACGCCACACUACAUCCGCUGUAUCAAACCAAACGAGACCAAGAAGCCCAAAGACUGGGAGGAGGGCCGAGUGAAGCACCAGGUCGAGUAUCUGGGUCUCAAGGAGAACAUCAGGGUGAGGCGUGCCGGUUACGCCUACCGUAGAGUCUUCAGGAAGUUCCUCAACAGGUACGCCAUCCUGACCAAAGAAUCCUGGCCAACGUGGCGAGGAGACGAAAAACAAGGCGUCCAUCACCUCUUACGGUCUGUCAACAUGGACCAGGAUCAGUUCCAGCUCGGCAAAACCAAGAUCUUCAUCAAAGCCCCCGAGUCGCUCUUUCUGCUGGAAGAGACGAGGGAACGAAAGUUUGACGGUUAUGCGAGGACCAUCCAGAAGGCCUGGAGGAAAUAUGUUGCUCGUAAGAGAUACGUUCAGAUGAGGGAAGAGGCUUCUGAUCUGCUGCUGAACAGAAAAGAGCGGCGGCGGCACAGCCUGAACAGAAACUUUGUGGGGGACUACCUCGGCAUGGACGACAGGCCCGAACUUCGACAGUUUCUAGGCAAGAGAGAAAAGAUCGACUUCGCCGACAAAAUUACAAAAUAUGACCGACGGUUCAAGGGAAUUAGGAGGGACUUGAUUUUGACACCUAAAUCUGUGUAUCUGAUCGGAAGAGAGAAGGUGAAGCAAGGACCAGAGAAGGGUCAGGUGACUGAGGUGCUGAAGAGGCGGAUUGAAGUGGAGAAAGUUUUGGCCGUGUCUCUCAGCACGCUGCAAGAUGACUUCGUGAUUCUGCACGAGCAGGAGUACGACAGCCUGCUGGAGUGCGUCUUUAAAACGGAGUUCCUCAGCCUACUGGCACGAAGGUUCGAGGAGAAAACUCAGAGGAAGCUUCCACUCAAGUUUAGUAACACACUGGAGAUGAAGUUGAAGAAGGAGAACUGGGGCUUCCUGAGUGGGGGCAACUCCAGACAGUUGUUGUUUGUGCAGGGUCAGGGAGACGUUGCUGUUAUGAAGCCUUCAAGCAAAUCUCUGCAGGUCAGCAUUGGACCAGGACUUCCCAAGAACACGCGUCCAACCAAACAGAGCUUCAGUCAGAGUCGCUCCAGUGGGGCCAGAUCGCACCAGAACAAGCCGUCGCGAUCAGCACCAGGACCCCCAGUUGCUCACCAGAACGGCGGCCCGAAAAACAUGAACCACGUCGCUAAUCAGAGGAACUCGCAGCACCACGGCCAGAGACAGCCCCCCUCCAGCAAUUCAGCUCGCCCCUUCCUGCCCAGCAACAACAACCAGCUGAAGGAGCGAGGAGGAGGCAGCCGGCAGCAGCCGAACCUGGACUGUCUGAGAGUCCCUGACCAGGGAGCUGCAGGCUCUGGAGACAGACGACCAGCUCCAAACGGAGAAAAGGCUCACAGACCUUCAGUCAGCAGACCUCCACCAGGAGGAGGACGACCCAAGCCAGCGCCCAAACCCAAACCCCACGUGCCCCAGUGCAAAGCUCUGUACGCCUACGACGCUCAGGACACAGACGAGCUCAGCUUCAACGCUGAAGACGUCAUCGACAUCAUCAAAGAGGAUGCGUCCGGGUGGUGGACGGGACGACUCCGAGGGAAGCAGGGUCUUUUCCCCAACAACUACGUCACCAAGAUCUAGGAUGUUUUCAGUCUGAGUGAAGCCUCGUGUCCCCACUGACCCCUCUGAGGACCGGACGGAGCCUACGGCUGGAGACGGACUCUGUGAGACUCUUCUACUACUGCCUUAUGCCAAACAAAUGUAACUGUCGGUUACACCAGCAGACCAAACGUCCGUCAGGCUCCAAAUCAGGCGCUUUUCCACAGACGAGGAGACCGUUGGGGCCCCGGGGGUCCAUUUCUCUCCACAGUCCCUUUGAGUACUGAACAAACUAUUUAUUGUAUUUAUAGAUUUCUGUAUUCUCCUUUUUACUUUCUUUAUUAUAUCUUGCUGAGGAUGGAGGCAU